UGCAUCAUUUCCGGGUUUUAAACCUUGAAAUAUGUGAAAUAUUCUAAGUAUUCCUAGAAUAUAAGCCUUCGAAAAUAAUACCUUCGUUUGAUUAUGUCUUUGGAAAAUACCAUAAUGUUUUCUACAUCACCUGGGGUAGUAAUCGACAGGAAAAACACAAGGAUAAAUAUGUCCACCACAUUCAACCGAAAAUGCUUGCCAAGUUCAGAUGAAAAAAAUAUUGAAACAAUCUGGGAUAACAGAAAAAAGAAAAAUAGCACAUUAUUUAAUGGAACAAAAUUUAGACUAGAUACUGUGUGUCAGUUAUUCAAUAAAGAAACUUUGACAUUUACUCUGAAUUUGGGGUUGACAGAUUACAAAGACUUUAUUGGGACGAAUUGGUCGCCAAAUGCAAAGCAGAUUCUUCAACAUGGAGAAAAUGAAUAUGGAAAUACACAAGCUUGUAUGUCAGAUGCAAUGGGCGUUGGUUCUCUUGUCCUGACUGCAGAUAAUCGUGCCAUAUUUUUGAAACGCAGCCAGUUUUGUGGAGAAGCUAAUGGUCUUUAUGACAUUCCAGGUGGCCAUGCAGAACCAAGUGAGUUGGUAGGGAAAUUACCAAUGCAAGAAAUAGAUCUCUCAGCGCUGAACGAGGAAGCUGUAAUUGAUGAAAUAUACAACUCAACACUCAGGGAAAUCAGAGAUGAAGUCAAUGUUCCCCUGGAUUCCCUCACAGAACCAAUCUUAAUGGGAAUAGCUAGAAAUAUCACAAGUUCAUAUAGACCUAGUGUUGAAUUUUUUGUAAGAUGCAGUUUAUCAGGUGAACAAGUUGAAAAAUUAUAUCAUAAAGGUGGAGCAGAGGAGUAUGAAUCCACAACAAUUGUAUUCAUUGCACUGGACAGAAUAAAAAGUUUACAAAAUGAUGACUUUUGGAAUACUAUGGCCCCUUCUGCCAAGGGAUGUGUGAAACUUUUUCAGUUGAGUGAAAUAUCAGCUGAAUGAAUCUGAAUUAACCCUAGAAGCUCUGAGGUAAAAAAUCACACGAAGCCCCAAGAGUUAACCUCCCCCCUGGCCAAAAAUUCUUUCCAAAUCAUAUAGUUUUUUACCAUUCUGAGCUGUUUCGGCCAUUUUUGGGGCCUGCACAUGGUAGAAUUAGUGCUAGCUAUUCUUGAUUUUUUCUUGGAGCUGAUGAUUGCAUAAUUAUAAAUUGAUUACACCUUAUCAGAGGCAUAUAAAACAUCAUGUUUUCUAUGUCUCUGACCAUGUAUACAGUUCUGCUGAUUUUGUCAAAUACAUUUGUUAUAUCUAGCUCCAGCUACUGAGAAUUUUAUCCUACCUCAUGUCUAUAAAAAGUUUCAGAGAAAAAAACUGCCUUUUGUACCCACUAGGGCUUCUAGGGUUAAUAGUAAACAGCAGGGAAAUGUAGUAAGUGGAAUUGUGGAUGCAUUGAAAGAUACUGU
Molecule: messenger RNA, 1436 nt
Organism: Owenia fusiformis
Lineage: Eukaryota; Metazoa; Annelida; Polychaeta; Sabellida; Oweniidae
Source: the annotation of a GenBank genome assembly